Molecule: messenger RNA, 3051 nt
Organism: Puccinia triticina
Lineage: Eukaryota; Fungi; Basidiomycota; Pucciniomycetes; Pucciniales; Pucciniaceae
Exons: 13
Coding region: 1-3051 (1016 amino acids)
Source: RefSeq, a predicted model, not a curated record
AUGUCGGACCAGAGGAACAACAUUCCAGUCGAUUCUCUAUGCGAACCCGAUCUUGGAACAAGACAUGUAGAGAAUGACAUGCGAUCCCCUCGCAUCAUUGACCUGAGAGGCUGCGACUCGUCGAACGGCCCAAUCGAGUUCUCGUUGCACCAAGAAAUCAUUGAGGGUCUCAGCAGGCAAACUCUUUUGGUUCCGGGUCACGCGCCGGACGAUCGCUCCUUUGCUUACUCCAAAGUAAUACCCACCGAUGACAACUUAGGCUUGGAAAUUUAUGAUCAAAUCACGACAGUUGAGGACUACUACCCUUUUGCCACCGAGUUGGCAAUCCUCCGUGCCAAGAGUCAUGAGAUCGCUUGUCGCCUCGGUGGACUGUGCACUUCUUCAACGUGCAAUCGUAGCCCAAGUUUCGUUAAACAAGAUACAGAUCAACGGGAAGAGGGGCAUGUGGACGGGUUUGUUCGCCCUGCGGCCGCAGCUCUUCAACAUUCAUCAUGCUCUUCCGCGAAUGCAACCGGGUUCUCCCUGACAACUAUCGAACUAGGGGCAGGUUCUUUGAAAAAAACCUCACAUCUAUUGGAAAAUGUGGCCCGACUGCUCCGAGCUCGUGGGGAAGAUCGAACGGUACCGCAUCUGUCGCAAGCAAAAUAUUAUGCACUCGAUCUGGAAAUGGAGCAGUUAAGCUCGACUCUAUCCGCGAUUCAACUCCAGGAAGAGAGCGGGGUGGGCCCUGCAAUCGGGUAUCAGGUUCAAGGCCAUGGUAUCUGCGGGACUUAUACCCAAGGCCUGGAUUGGAUUUACAGGUCGUUGACUACGACCAGUCACGCGGAAACUGCCGAGCUUGGAAAAACUAAAUGUCGAAAAGCGAUUCUUUGGUUAGGAUCGUCUAUCGGCAACUUUUCCCCUGCAGAAGCCGUGGAGUUCUUGAGAAAUGAACUCAGUCGAGCACUGGAUAGUGAAAGUCGAGCGCUGAUCGGUAUCGAUAAUUGCCAGAUACCAGAAAAGGUCCAGCUGGCAUAUGAUGAUCGGCAAGCAGUCACUAAGAAAUUCAUCCUGAAUGCGAUCACAGUUGUCGCUCGCCAUCUCGGUCUGCCUGAAUCUGUCUUGAGCCCCGAAGAUUUUGACUACGUAUCGCGAUAUAACGUAGGAAUGAAUCGGAACGAGGCCUAUCUGCGGGCUAAACGCGACAUUUAUUUCAAAGCCGCGUCAGUCGACGCAGUCGGUAGUGAGGUCCAAGCUGCUUCAAUCCGAAUCCAGACAGGCGAAUUGAUCCUUGUUGAAAGGUCAUAUAAGUUCUCACCAGACGACGCAUAUCGAUUGUUUGAUCAAGCGGGUCUGCGAGUCAUUCAGAAAUGGAGCGAUUCGUCUGAUCCAGUUGCCCCGACACACACUCUCUACCUCAUAGAACGCGCCGCUUUCCACUUUGUCCGUACGCCGCCAUGGCCUCCAACGGAAGACCAUCCACUUUCUUUGGCUGAACUGCCAGUAAUUCACAAGGACGACCCAUCCAGUUGGCAGUCACUCCUACGAAUAUGGGCCAAAAUAUCAAAACAUUCCUUACCAGUUCGGAUAUCAGAUAGACAUCAGCUUACACCCGCGAGCAAGCCUCCUAAUCCUCAGGGAGGCAAUGUAUCCAUAGCGUUCGAGGCAUCCAAAGGGGAAUUAGGCCCGAGAAAUAGUGGGGGGUUGCCCUCGAUGUCAGACUGGAUUACAUUAUGGAAAGCAUGGGACACGGUGACAAUAGAAAUGAUUCCUAAAGAUAUGUUGCACCAAAGACCCAUCGAUUUACGACAUGCUUGCUUGUUUUACCUGGGGCACAUACCUGUGUUUGCAGACAUUCAUCUUAGUCGAUACUUCGAGGUAGCAACCACGGAACCUCACCGGUUUGCUCAGAUUUUCGAACGCGGAAUCGAUCCCAACUUCGAAGAUCCCAGCAAAUGUAAUGAUCAUUCCCCGUUCCCCGAUCAAGAAAGUGAAUGGCCAUCUCUGGAAGAAGUGCUUCGAUUCAGAGAUAAAUUCCGAACGAGGCUCACCGGAGUAUAUGAAGGACUCGGAAAAGAACCGGGGAGCAAGAUUCUACUGACAAGAAAACUGGGCAGGGUUUUGUCGAUGAUAUACGAGCACGAGGCCAUGCAUCUUGAGACACUGCUCUACAUGUUACAACAGACUGAUUUUGUCAAUCAUCCGCCUGGUUUCACACCACCUGAUUGGCACUCCUUGGCCCGUGAAUGGGAUUCCACUGUGGAAGCUCAGACUGGAGAAUUCGGUCUGAUUGAAUACUCAACUCCGCAAACAAUCACUGUGGGGCAUGAUGACUUGGAACAAGACGAUUCGUCCAAACCUUUUUCUGAAGACCACGAGUAUGGAUGGGACAACGAAAGUCCAUCGAGAGAGGUGGAGGUCAAGCCUUUCAAGCUCGAAGCAACAACCAUCACCAACCAGGAAUACCUCGAAUUCGUACUGCAAGGCCUUUCUGACGCCGAACCCAUCCCCCAUCAUGUGAUUCCUGAAUCAUGGGGUUAUAUCUUCAACGCCAGCGAUCAGGAAUCUAAGAGACAUCAAGUUGUGAUCAAGACAAUUUAUGGGCGAAUAUGUUUUGACUUUGCGAAGCAUUGGCCAGUGCAAGCAUCGGGAAGCCAGCUAGAAGCUUUCGCGAAGUGGAAAGGCGGUCGGUUGCCCACUGCUGAUGAGCUCAGAGUAUACCUUUUCGACAACCCAAUUAGCCUGUCAGCCCAAAAUCCAAUCGGAUUUCUCAACUGGCAUCCCCUUCCACCUCAGAGGCCCCGGAAAGGAAUGGAUGGACGCUGGCGAGGAGGCUGGAACGGUGGAGUUUGGGAAUGGACUUCUACUACAUUUGAGCCUCACCCGAACUUCAAACCUAGUCUAUUAUAUCCGGGUUACUCGAAAGACUUCUUUGACGGAGAGCACAACGUCCUACUGGGUGGCUCUUGGGCGACGAUUCCACGAAUUGCACAUCGAAAAAGUUUCGUCAACUGGUAUCAGUUCAAGUAUCCGUACGUUUUUGCGGGAGGCCGAGUUGCCUACGACUACUGA